Molecule: messenger RNA, 2163 nt
Organism: Perkinsus marinus ATCC 50983
Lineage: Eukaryota; Perkinsozoa; Perkinsida; Perkinsidae
Exons: 7
Coding region: 1-2163 (720 amino acids)
Biological process (GO): transmembrane transport; lipid transport
Cellular component (GO): membrane; intracellular membrane-bounded organelle
Molecular function (GO): ATP binding; ABC-type transporter activity; lipid carrier activity
Source: RefSeq, a predicted model, not a curated record
AUGACCAGCAUUGGUCGGCAAACUAAGGCCUUGCUUAAGAAGGAGCUACUCAUUGUUCGAAAGAGUCUGCCUACUGCGAUCAUCACCGUCGUCUUUCCUAUUGUGGCACUUCUUCUUUUCUCCCUUCCCAACAUCGGUGGCGACACCCACGCGGAGAAGUUCACGGGUCAGUCGGUGUAUCAGCCACCCUUUGAAGACGUCCUCGCCCCCAGACGGUUCUUGGACAGCCCUGUGUACCCCACCGACACUCAAAUUCCCUACUCGCCAACUUGGAUCCCCUUCGAAUGGGAAGCCCAUCAGGAGCGUAUAUGGUGGGCGCCUACGACUGAUUCUACCGCUAGUUCAGUCAUGAAAGUUGCCGCUGCUAUGAAGGGCAUUGAUGCUUCCGAGCUACGAGGUUUUGCCAGCGAUGAUGAUCUGAAGACUGCAUAUCAGGAGGCCAGACCUGGCAGUUUUUUUGCUGGUAUCAUCUUUGACUCGACUGACCCCACUCUCUUCGCAUAUGAGAUACUCAUCAAUGGGACAUAUGCACCAAACAGUGAAGCAGAUAAACAGAUCGUCGUUAUCGAUGACACGAACCAUGCCUUGGUUUUGGACUAUGGCAAGUAUAUUGACACGGGUUUCGUCGCUAUACAGAGGAUGCUCGACGAAGCUAUUGUUAAGGUCUUCAACACCAACAACAUCACCAAUAUACCAUCGUUGAAUGCUAUUCAAGCUUUUCCAAGACCGUCAGUACAAGCGGCCGAAGCUCCGUGGGUGUUCAAGUGGCUACCUGGAAAUGUAGAGCGCCUUUCGGCGUUGAAAACAGUUCUCUCCAUCAUACCGUGGUUCGCUAGUAUGCGAGGCGGCGAGAUCACUGCUGGGUUGGAUUUGAGAGGAAGACGUGUUGGUCUGACUUGGUCCAAUGCUUGGGAAUAUGAUUUCGGUUAUCUCCUCAUUGCUCAAGCCUGCGGUAUUCUCGUUCUGCUCGGAAUUGCGGAACUUCGAUUUCACCCUAGUCGGUGUUGCCGAUCGAAAGUAGUCCAGGACUGCGAUGAGCCAACGACAAUCAAUGACGAUUGUGUCGCUGAGGACACCAUUAUGGAGCGCCCUGCCAUCAGAGUAACUGGCCUCACUAAGCGCUUCCGUCGGCAGGACAAGUCGGUCCUUACAGCUGUGAACCAGCUCUCCUUGAAGGUCGAUAAAGGGGAGAUCCUCGGGCUCCUUGGUCACAAUGGUGCUGGGAAGACUACUGCUAUCAGAAUGCUAUGUCGUGAACUCGAACCAGAUGAUGGUGUUGUGGACUUCAUCACUGCUAAAGGCGAUAUUGAUGUUGCUCCAGUAUUGGGAGUGUGCCUCCAACAGGAUAUACUUUUCCCUGAGCUCUCGGCUAAGGAGCAUUUGCAGACUUUCGCGCUUUUGAGAGGCUCGCCAUCACCCGAUGAUGAGGAAGUUCGCAACAUGAUGGCUAACGUUGGCCUUGACAAUGCUGAAAUCGAUGAAUGUGUAUCGUCUUAUUCUGGCGGUAUGAAGCGUAAGUUGUCUCUGGCCAUAUCACUCCUCGGUGAUCCUGACUACCUGCUUCUGGAUGAGCCAAGUGCAGGCGUGGACCCCUACUCUCGACGAUCUCUGUGGGAUGUUCUACUACGCCUUGCUCACGAUGAAGGGAAGACUAUCAUCAUGACGACUCACUUCAUGGACGAAGCUGAUAUGCUGUCGAAUCACAUUGCUAUAAUGAGAGGGGGUCGCCUUGUGGCCUACGGGACCAGUCUUUUCCUCAAGUACAACAUUGCCCGCCUGGCUGCUACCAAUGCUGGAGUCACUGCUGGUUACACUCUACUGCUACUUGUAAGGCUUGUAGAGCUCCCCAACUCCAUCGUAGUGCAGCGUCGUAUCUUAGGUUCUUCCAAGAAAGAUAGAGAUGAGGUGAUGCGCAAGUUGAAGAAUAUCAUACCGGGUAUCAAAGGCUCGAGUGUGAAGGAUGAACAAGUCUCCGUCAAUUUGCCCUUGGGAGCUGAGAUGUUCUAUGCUGACGUUUUGGAUGUCCUCAAUUCUACCGGAGCUCCUGACGUGGCCAUGAGCCUCACCUCAUUAGAAGACGUUUUCCUAGCAACCUCUGACGAGAAGGAAAGAAGAUUCAAUAUGGCGCUCAGUGGGGACAACGAAGCCAUCGAAGGCCCGUAA